UGCAGAACCUGGAGUCUGUGUUUAGACAAGGGAGAGAGUUCCUCAAACUGACGGCGAAACAUGCAACAACCCUUUAUCCUCGCCCUCAGCCUGUUAUCAUGGAUCCCAGCCUUCCUCUGCAGGGUAACCACCGAGGGAGAGCUCACAGUCAUGGAGGGUCAGUCCCUCAUCGUCCCGUGUCAUUAUGACCCCCAGUAUGCCGGCUAUGUGAAGUACUGGUGCCGGGGGAAUACGAGGGAGUUCUGCACCAGUUUAGCUCGAACCGAUUCAGCCAAUCCAGCCGCGGGGAAAGUGAGCAUCUUCGACGACCCGGUCCAGCAGGUGUUCACUUUGACCAUGAGCGACCUGAAGGAGGGGGACUCCGGCUGGUACAUGUGUGGCGUGGAGAUAGGCGGCGUGUGGACCCGCGACGUUGUCGCUUCCACGUACAUCAAGGUCAUUCAUGGUAUGUCGGUGGUGAACAGCCGACUGAGUGGGGAAGAAGGGAGUAGUGUCACAGUUGAAUGCCGCUACAGUGAGAGAUACAGAGACAGCGAGAAGAAGUGGUGUCGGAGUGGAGACUGGAGCUCCUGUCUGCUGACUGGUUCUGAGGGGAGCUACGAAGACACUUCAGUGGCCAUCAGCGAUGACAGAACUAGGGCUUUCACUGUAACCUUAAAGAAGCUGCAGAUGAGCGAUAGCGGCUGGUACUGGUGCUCUGCAGGACAGCACCAGAAGCUUGUUUAUGUGCUGGUCACACCAACACCCACGACUACUGCAGUGACUGCGACAUCCCCACUUACACCGAGUCAGUCUGCUGCAUACCUGCCUCCACCCAAACCCAUCACGAAGGAGUCCUGGAACAGUCACAGUCACAUCUUGGAGACUUUGCUGGUGUGUGCCUUCAUCAUGUUUAUCGUGGGCUUGGCCAUAUGGGUGAGAAAGUUGUGGAGACGACACGGAUCCUGUGCUGAGACAAGUGAAUAUGAUAAAAGCAAGGCACAAUGGGUACUCAGGGGACGUAGGUGACCCACAAAGCGCUGCUGUCGUUUCCCAGGAGUACUGAGCUUUGCCACUGUAGUGUUUACUGUUACUCUUUGUAACUGGAUGUAAUUUUUGUGUCGGUUCACUGCGCACAGCUCAUGCUUUAUUUCCACUGUCUUUUGUACAUUACAUAUAGAUGGUAAAAUGGUAAAUGGACUGUAAUUGUAUAUCACUUUUCUAGUCUUCCAACCGCUCAAAGCCCUUUAUAAAGACAGAUUCAAUGAGGUUUUCUGAUUGCUGCUUUUCAUAUGCAACUGGCAGAUGCUGGAGAUCUUACAAGUAUACUUGUAAGAAUUUAUCAAAAUAUAAUCUUGUGGUCUUUAAUUUAAUUUUUUUUGUCAGAAGCAGCAUUGUAACUACCACUAAUGGCACUGAGGUCAUGUAUUUUCAUAUUUUUUGUUGGAAUUUGGGUAUUGUAUCUUACAGAUUACAUUCUAACUGAAAAUAAUAACAAUAAAAAACAACAAAAAAAAAAACAUUCUCAAAUACAAUACAUCAAUAAAAACAUUUUUGAUUCGAUAUUUCUACGCUAGAUUGUAAUCAAUGUGGGAAAACACUUAUUUAACAGGUCCAUUAUUGACUGAUUAUUUUCAAUAAAGUUCCGUGUAAAGAAAUUAGCAAGUUGGUGCUAUUCAUAGGGAAAAUAGAGAUAAUAGCCCCUUUCACACAUGCACUGCAACCCUGAACUUAUCUAGACUUUAGCCUUAGGAGCUGUAUGUGAGAAUGCAAAUGUCCGAAUCAGUUAGACCAGACAUUAAGCAGACUUAACCCUGCUAGCACAAAGUCUGUGUAAUGUCUGAUUAAGCCCAUGUGCGAAUAGACGUGGGCAUUGUUGGCAGAAUUCAUGGCGAGUGAGUGGGUGUGUUGGAUAUCGUUUCUGUGAUGCGAUUGGCGCAAAGCUGGAAGAGUACAAACACCCGAGGGUGAAGUAGCAGGGUCAUUAAUGCGAACGAAGACGCCAAAGGAAAAGUGUAACUGCAGAGACGACGAGAUUUGGGACGCUAAAACUUUCAGAAGAAUUCGAGGAUCAGAAAGAGACCUGGUUGUGUAUGACUAAAUAAUGAACUGAUUAUGUGACUGUUGUGUAAUCCGAGCCAAGGGGCAGGUGAUACAAUAUUACAAGAGCGGUGACAAAGAGAAGAGAAGCAAAACUCUCUCGGGUGCUUUCCUGACAAUUGCACCCUAGAUAGCACCGCGGUAGUAAUAAAAACU
Molecule: messenger RNA, 2235 nt
Organism: Anarrhichthys ocellatus (wolf-eel)
Lineage: Eukaryota; Metazoa; Chordata; Actinopteri; Perciformes; Anarhichadidae
Gene: pigr
Product: polymeric immunoglobulin receptor
Exons: 8
Coding region: 61-1008 (315 amino acids)
Cellular component (GO): plasma membrane
Molecular function (GO): transmembrane signaling receptor activity
Source: RefSeq, a predicted model, not a curated record